Daktulosphaira vitifoliae (grape phylloxera) is the source of this 2036-nucleotide messenger RNA. Its product is annotated as sialin. The coding region runs from base 295 to 1821 and encodes 508 amino acids. Gene Ontology annotation, molecular function: transmembrane transporter activity. Lineage: Eukaryota; Metazoa; Arthropoda; Insecta; Hemiptera; Phylloxeridae. Gene Ontology annotation, cellular component: plasma membrane. The record is from RefSeq and is a predicted model, not a curated record. Gene Ontology annotation, biological process: transmembrane transport; monoatomic anion transport. The transcript is spliced from 11 exons.
AUCGGUGUAGUAUCGUCAGCCGGUCGACCGUCGCGCUACGCCCGGCCACCGUACCAGACACUCGUUGACUGAAGUAAUUCGUGUUAUUUUACAACGCUGGUAACCGUUGCAGAGCACGUGUGUAGUCCGCCGGUUACUGGUAAGGAAAAUCGCGUCCGUGUUCGAAACUUUUUUUUUUUUAUUAAACGAUUUUGCUUUACUAAAUGUUCAAUUCGUUUUAAUUUUUAAUCGCAAGAAUUCGAUAUUAUACAAAACAUUUUAUUGCUUUUUUUUCAAGGUCUUUGAACUAUAAAAAUGUCAGAAAAAAAACAAGAUGCUGUUGAGACGGAUCCUGUCAUAAAAGAGAACCGUUCAAUGUCGUGCACCAGAAUACUAAACUUGAUGGUUCUGGUCGGGUUUAUGGUGAACUACAUGCUCCGGGUUAAUUUUACUAUUACCAUUGUGGAUAUGGUGAUUCCUAACAAGACCACCACAGCCAACGAAACGGCUGCCAAUUUGACAUACCCUGUUAUGCACAACGAAACAAAUAUCACAAACAAUUUUAUUCCUUCUGAAUCUUCUUAUGGUAAGAAGUUCAAUUGGUCUGCAAAUGAACAAAAUUUGAUACUUGGAAGUUUCUUCUGGGGGUACGUUCUAACAGAGUUGCCUGGAGGUCGAGUGGCCGAAAUGAUUGGUGCUAGGACGGUGUUCGGUUAUUCUAUGUUGUUGGCGUCUAUGGUCACCAUGUUAACACCUAUGGCAGCAAAAUUAGGCUUAUAUUUAGUGAUAUUUUGUAGAAUAUUUUUAGGUUUUACUUUGGGAGUAACUUGGCCAGCGAUAUUGCCAUUGGCUGCUAAUUGGAUACCUCCAAAGGAGCGUAGCAAGUUCAUGGCCAAUAUGAUGGCUUCUUCAUUGGGUGCUGCAAUUACUCUACCUGUUUGUGGUUUUUUGAUAUCCACAUUAGGUUGGGAAUCCGUGUUUUACAUCACAGGUCUUGUUGGAAUCAUAUGGUCAAUAUUGUGGUUCACUUUAGUAUUUGAAAAACCGAGUGAACACCCAAGAAUCAGUGAAUAUGAAAAACAUUAUAUUGAAACCCAAAUAGCCACCCAAAGUAGUGGUUCUAAGCCAAAGAAGCUACCUUGGGUGGAAAUAUUAACAUCAUUACCAGUAUGGGCUAUUGCAAUAACUCAUGGCUGUAGUGUUUUUGGUUAUUUCACCAUAGUUAAUCAAUUGCCAACUUUUAUGAAAGUAAUGUUUAAUCUUGACAUCAAACAUAAUGGUGUGCUUUCGAGUUUCCCAUAUUUGGGUAAGUAUUUAAUGGCAGCAGUAGCUGGAAAUUUGGCUGACCGUCUAUUAAAGUCUGAGAAAAUAUCUAAAACUGCAGUUCGGAAACUAUUUACAACAAUAGGUGUGUUUACACCUGGUUUAUUGAUGAUUUUACAAUCAAAUUUUGGCGAAAGUCAAGUAUGGUCUGUUAUAAUAUUUACAUUAGCAUUGACAGUUAAUGGAGCUGUUACAGGUGGAUACUUAGGAAAUGGUUUGGAUAUUGCACCAAAUUUUUCAGGAACUAUAUUUGGAAUUGCUAAUACUAUGUCAUCUGCUGGUGGAUCAUUGUCAUCUUUUAUAGUUGGAAAACUAACUAAUAAUAAUAAUACAUUCGCUCAAUGGCGUAUUGUUUUUUGGAUAAUGACUGGAACUUAUACUCUAGGAGCAUCUAUAUUUUUAAUUUUUGGUACUGCUAAAACACUACCAUGGAACUCGACAGAAAAACCUGAAAAUGAAAUGAAUGGAACUAAUCAACAGGAUAUAGAAGCAUCAAAACCACUUAACAGUUCAUCAUGAUCAUGUUUUUGACAAUGUGUCUUUGUGACAAAGACACAUUUUAUGUGAAUUUUGUACAUUUCUUCGAUAUCUAAAUUAUAUCAUGUAUAUAAAGAAGUUUUGAUAUUAUUUUUAUUUGUGAUUUAAUAUUAUUUUACCAAGUUUGCUUGGUAAAACUAAUAUUAAUUAUGUGAGAGUUUUAUUUUAUUAUUAAAAAAUUUAUUGUGAUAAAUCUA